AUGACUUCUGACAUCGCUCAAAAUGUAUCGGCACCUGGUAUUCAUCCGGAUCAUCACAAAUUUCAACGAAUUCUUUACUAUCAUAAUAACAAUAUUAGCACUUUUGAACUUAAACGAGUUACGUUCGGGGUUUCUGCAGCCCCAUUUUUAGCUAUACGCACCGUAAACCAACUUGCUGAUGACGAAUCUCAUAAUUUUCCUGCAGCUUCAAAAAUAUUAAAACGAGAUCUUUAUGUCGAUAAUCUAUUAACUGGAUCUAAUUCUUUGACCGAAAUUUUAAAAUUGCGUGAUGAAAUCAUUCAACUGGUGCGAAAAGGUGGAUUUGAACUCAGACAAUGGGCUUCAAAUCAUCAACAUGCACUGAAUAAUUUCGAUCAAAGAACUUUAGAUUUAGAUUGUGCUAUCAAUGAUGAUCCAAUUUCUAAAACUUUAGGCAUUGCAUGGAAUUCUCUAACGGACGAAUUUAUUUACACAGUCAAACCAAUUGACUCGUCGCGAAAAAUAACUAAGCGAACCAUCCUAUCUGAUAUUGCAAAAAUUUUCGACCCUAUCGGAAUUCUAGGUCCUAUAGUAUUAGCGGCAAAAACCAUCAUUCAAGAAUGUUGGAAAUUAAAGGUCCACUGGGAUGAAGCGGUCCCACAAGAGCUACAUUUACACUGGUGUAAAUUUGCUGAACAAUUACCUCUGAUUAAAGAUUUUUCUAUUGAGCGCAAUAUUUUACUUCCCAAUCCGACUGACAUACAAUUGCACGGAUUUUGUGACGCUAGUAAAGUGGGCUAUGGUGCUUGUAUUUAUAUAAGAUCAGUAAAUAAACGCGGAAACGUACUCACAAAAUUAGUUUGUUCUAAAUCUCGAGUUGCUCCCAUCAAAGAUGUUACAAUUCCAAAAUUAGAAUUAUGCGGAGCAUUAUUACUUGCUAAAUUAUAUAAAGACACAAUUCCCUCCUUUGACUUUGAUAUUUCUAAAGUUACGUUUUGGUCUGAUUCAACUAUUGUACUUCAAUGGCUCAAACGGUCUCCUAACUCUCUGAAGGUCUUUGAAGCAAAUCGCGUAACAAAAAUUCAAACUCUUUGCAGUAAAGUCGAAUGGCGACAUGUUAGAACCAAAGACAAUCCGGCAGAUUGUUUAUCUAGAGGUCAACUUCCUUCUGAAUUCUUAAAUAACAAAAUGUGGUUAGAAGGUCCCACGUGGCUCUCACAGGACUCUCUUAAUUGGCCUAAUCUUAAAGCCUGCUGUUCCUUCCGAACUUCCAGUGAUCCUAAUGAUCCUAUUGCCUUGACGCCUGCUCAUAUUUUAAUAGGACGUCCUCUCACAAUGCUGCCUGAAAAUGAUUUUUCUGAUGUUCCAGAUAACAGACUCAAUGUUUGGCAAUUCAUUAUCAAGGCUAGACAAGCCUUUUUGGAGACGUUGGUAUUUGGAAUACCUCCAUGA
This is a messenger RNA of Cotesia glomerata, 1431 nucleotides long. RefSeq lists its product as uncharacterized. The transcript has 2 exons. The record is from RefSeq and is a predicted model, not a curated record. The coding region runs from base 1 to 1431 and encodes 476 amino acids. NCBI's taxonomy places the organism in Eukaryota, Metazoa, Arthropoda, Insecta, Hymenoptera, Braconidae.